Messenger RNA from Salvelinus fontinalis (brook trout), 2282 nucleotides. Its product is annotated as cytochrome c oxidase assembly factor 3 homolog, mitochondrial-like. The coding region runs from base 54 to 332 and encodes 92 amino acids. Gene Ontology annotation, cellular component: mitochondrial inner membrane. The record is from RefSeq and is a predicted model, not a curated record. The transcript is spliced from 2 exons. Gene Ontology annotation, biological process: mitochondrial respiratory chain complex IV assembly. NCBI's taxonomy places the organism in Eukaryota, Metazoa, Chordata, Actinopteri, Salmoniformes, Salmonidae.
AAGAACGUAAAAAAAACGUACGUCACUUCUAUCAGACACAUAACAACACUGAAAUGGCGGCUGAAGAAUUUGGAGAGAUCGCUUCUAAGGAGCAACUUACAGUGGCACAGAAACAAGUUCUCAGGAAAAGACAAGAUCUCGACUAUUGGAAGAAAAACGCGCUAAAAAUACGUAGUCGCAACCGCAUAACUGGACUAGCUAUCGGGGCGUUUGUCAUCGGCAUGUUCAGCUACACUAUCCUCUCAGUGAAGCAGGAGAGGAUCAUGGAGGACAUUGAUAACGAGGCAAAGAUCAAUUACAUCAGAGGCCCCAGGACCGGGACCAACUCUUAAGGAUGUUCCCAGCUCCCUCACCUGCACAGGAACAGUGGAAGCUGAGCUCACACUGGACUGGACUGUCAAUCUGCCAUAUGCAACUGUGGCCAAAAGAUACACACUUGUUUUUGAAAGGUGGAGGCUCCCAUCAAUUUCUGUUAUUUCAAUAUGCAUUGUAGAGAUAGAUGUAACCAUGCACAUGCUCUAGACCUGGAUACCCUGCAAACUGGUUUCUGAAUAUAAUAUAACUUGUUAUAUAAUAAGAGGUUGUUUAAGAAUAUUACAUGGUUUGUGUAUUGUGCAACUAAUUGGCCUCGUAAUAUAGGAGAAAGCUUACGUGUUGGGCUAUUCCGUGAUAUUUGGAUGUUAUAGAAUGAAAUGAAACGUAAAGCUGCAAUCAGAUGAUUCGUGUGUAAUAAAUUAUUUACUUACUUGACGGUGUACCCGUUUUGAGUUUUCAAAGUCAAUGCGUGAUGAUUUUGGACAUCAACCUACAGGGAAAGAAAACUCAAAACAGUGCAUGAUGUUGAAUAGUCAUUUAUUAGCAAUAUUUACAAAUAUGAUUUAGGAAACAAUCACGCUUGGAACGUUAAAAAAAAUGUUAAAGGCACAGAAUCUGCAUGGCAGUAUGUUUUCUAGAAACAUGAUUGACAACAAAAUAGAUUUCAUUGUAUAUUUACUGUUGAUGUCUUGAUUUAGAAGAACACAAUCUGAGUAAUAUAUUUCAUGUGUUCUACUGCAAUCGUUCCCCAUGUGCAUACUUUAAGGCAAAUAGCUCAGAAUUCUUCACAGCUUCAGUUCUUUGUCAUGAAUCAAAUAAUUACCAACAUUAAAUGCAUAGGCACGCAUACCGAUUUAAAAUAUAUAACUAUAAUCUUUACCCCGCUAUUAUUUAUAGGGUGAAAUGUUGUUCAAUAGCAAUAGUGAACGACCCCUAUGGAAAGUGCAUUGUAUCAAUCCAUAGAUUAAGAAGAUAAAAUACGUUUUUAAACCAUAAGCGUCCACUCUAUGCUUAAAAAAUGAAGGCUGAUAAGUGACACCCAGUAUCUUUACUACUAGGCCAUAGAGAGUGAGUAACAAAUGAACAACGUGUAGUAUAUUAUAAGACCUGGAGUGUUUGUAUACUGAACGAAAAUAUAAAUGUAACAUGCAACAGUUUCAAAGAUUUUACUGGUUUACAGUUCAUAUAAGGAAAUCAGUCAAUUCAAAUAAACUAAUUAGAUCAUAAUCUAUGGAUUUCAUAUGACUGAGAAUACAGAUAUGCAUCGGUUGGUCACAGAUACCUUUAUAAAAAAUGGGUCUCACAGCGGACCUCACGAUCUCGUCACGGUAUUUCUGUUCAUUCAAAUUGCCAUCGAUAAAAUGCAAUUGUGUUCGUUGUCCAUUGCUUAUGCCUGCCCAUACCAUAACCCAACCGCCACCAUGGGACACUGUUCACAAUGUUGUAAUCAGCAAACCACUCACCCCACAACGCCAUACACGUGGUAGGUGGUUGUGAGGCUGGUUGGAUGUACUGCCACAUUCUCUAAAACGAAGUUGGAGUCGGUUUAUGGCAGAGAAAUUAACGUUCAAUUCUCUGGCAACAGGUCUGGUGGACAUUCUUGCAGUCAGCAUGCUAAUUGCACAUGCCUUCAAAACUUGAGACAUCUGUAGCAUUGUGUUGUGUGACAAAACUGCACAUUUUAGAGUGACCUUUUAUUGUUCCCAGCACAAGGUGCACCUGUGUAAUGACCAUGCUGUUUAAUCAGCUUCUUGAUAUGCCACACCUGUCAGGAGGAUUGAUUAUCUUGGCAAAGGAGAAAUGCUCACUCACCGGGAUGUAAACAAAUGUAAUUUUAGAAAAGCAGGCUUUUGUGCAUAUGGAACAUGUCUGGGAUAUUUUACUUCAGCUCAUGAAACCAACACUUUACAUGUUGCGUUUAUAUUUUUGUUCAGUGUGCGUUCAAUAAAGUGACAUUUAGUUUUUCA